CUAAGCGCCUCCCGUUGGCUGCAAAUCGCGGCCGGGCAUGGACGACGGGGACCUGGACUUCUCCUCCAUGGGCAGCUACUUCGACUUGGACGUCCUCGGCGACACGGCGGAGCACCUCGCUCGCUGCACCCACACCCACACCUGCAACCCGCCCGCCCACCACCACCACCCCCACACCCACACCUGCCUCCACGUCCACUCCAAGUUCCCCGCCCCCGCCUCCCCCGACGCCGGCGCAGAGACCCCGGCCGAGUUCGAGGACGCCCACGCCACCUCCAGGACCAAGAGGCGCCGCCCGUCGGGCAACCGGGCGGCCGUGCGCAAGUACCGGGAGAAGAAGAAGGAGCACACGGCGGUGCUGCAGGAGGAGGCGGCCCACCUCAGGGCUCUCAACGACCAGCUGGUGAGGAAGGUCCAGGACCACGCCGCGCUUGAGGCCGAGGCGGCCAGGCUCCGCUGCCUGCUCGUCGACGUCAGGGGCAGGAUCGAAGGGGAGAUCGGCGCCUUCCCUUACCAGCGCCGGCAGGCCAAGGGCGACGGCCCGGGCUCCGCUGCUGCUGGUGCUGGUGCUGCCGGCCCGGUCAUGAUGAGCUCAUGUGGUUUCGUACGAACCUGUGAACAGCCUCCUGUCUGUUUUCGUUAGUUAAUUGAACUUCGAAUAUGUUGCCUUUGGGAUAAAUUUUAUGCCAUUAUCCUUUUUUUGUAUGGAAAUUAAGCCUUCAUGGAUGCCUUUAUUUCAGUUGAAGCAUAGUUACAUUGGA
This is a messenger RNA of Hordeum vulgare subsp. vulgare (domesticated barley), 761 nucleotides long. RefSeq names its product basic leucine zipper 19-like. Gene Ontology annotation, biological process: DNA-templated transcription; regulation of transcription by RNA polymerase II. Bases 38 to 643 code for a protein of 201 amino acids. The transcript has a single exon. The record is from RefSeq and is a predicted model, not a curated record. Gene Ontology annotation, molecular function: DNA-binding transcription factor activity, RNA polymerase II-specific; RNA polymerase II cis-regulatory region sequence-specific DNA binding. Lineage: Eukaryota; Viridiplantae; Streptophyta; Magnoliopsida; Poales; Poaceae.